Molecule: messenger RNA, 1236 nt
Organism: Ophidiomyces ophidiicola
Lineage: Eukaryota; Fungi; Ascomycota; Eurotiomycetes; Onygenales; Onygenaceae
Exons: 2
Coding region: 1-1236 (411 amino acids)
Source: RefSeq, a predicted model, not a curated record
AUGGCGACAACUGAAGCGCCGUCGAGGCCCCAUGAUCGUCAUGGUCGUCGACGACCCUUCUCAAACUGGAUGAAACGGCUCGCAAACCUCAAGAAUUCUUCAUCUUCCGAUUCUCAUGACACCUCAAAGCAUAAUGGCCGUGCUGGGAACACCAAGAACAAGAAGGCUGCUAGAAAUAAUCCCUAUCCGUUGUCAGGAACUGUGUAUUCUCCCGGCGCUGAACAGCUGAACGGACGUCAUUCAACAUCGGAUCUGGCCAAUAGCUUGCAUCAAAGCGAGUAUUCUCCUUCAGAGUCCUGUAGUAGAGAUGGUGAGCAAGUGGGCCACGCUGUUGGCCGGAGGUCCGUUGCUCCAACACUGUCUACGAAUGCCGAUACAGUGCUGUCAGAUACAGCUUACUCGAAGACAGGCACAUCGGCAACUGCUGGCGGUGGUAGGAGUUGCCGUGGUGGCGGGGAGGGAAGCACUUUUUCGUCGCCUGCUCCGUCCGUGCAAUCGCUUACUACUACCCUGACAACAGUUCAAUCAGGGGCUCCGAAUCAUUACCUUACGGGCAGCACUCCACAAAGUACAUCUCAGGGAGGAAAUCAACCGACUGUUCAGUUUUCCCAUCAAUUUCCAACCACUCCCGUUUCGGCUAUCCCGCACCAUAUCUCUCCGCACCCAACUACUUAUAGUACCGCAACCGCCAAUAACCUUCUCACAGACAAUGCCUCUGUGCUAACACUGGCAUCUUCUUCCAAGCGUCGACGUCGAAACUCUCUUGAUACGAACGCAUCCGUACGAGCUCUCGCCCCAUCCUCUAUAUUUAGUGGCAGUCGCGAAAGCCUACCUCUGAGCGUAUUAAGCGGAAAUAUGGGGAGUUUUAACGCCACAGGAGGAGAGCUUUCUACUUCUAUGCCUGUAGCACUAGGCCGAAGCGGUAUGCUAAGUACUGAGCGCGCCAGCGUAUAUUCUACCUCCGGAGCUGGAUUAGCGGACCGUGGCAGUAUUCGCAGCGGUCUACAGUCCCACCACGGGCGAAAUGAUAGUUCCACCGGAAGUAUCGGUGGUAUCACAGCCAAUUCAUAUUUCCCUAACGCUCCAGGCAAAAUGAGCCGUAGGAGCUCUGCAUGGGGCGAAAUUCCAGGCUCAGAGAACACUGAAGAAGAUGAUGAACAAGAUGCGAAGGUACAUUUGAACCAUGAUGAAGGUGGCGGGAAUAGCGAUUCGAAAGCCCCAGUAAAAAGCCACUGA